UCGCAAGGGGAGGAAACCACGUGAUCCCAUCAGCAAGCUUGCUCCAGUUGUUCUCGAGCUCGCGCUGUGUGUCAUUAGCGAGAGCCGCCAUGGCAUUCGUAACGCGCCAGUUCAUCAGGAGUCUCUCGUCCUCUGCUGCAAUUAAACAUGUCACUAUUAUCGGAGGCGGGCUGAUGGGGGCUGGCAUCGCACAGGUUGCUGCAUCCACAGGACAUUCAGUGGUGCUGGUGGACACAUCUGAGGACAUACUGAAGAAAUCUGCAAAGGGUAUUGAGUCUAGUCUGAAGAGAGUGGCGAAGAAGAAGUUUGCAGAAAAACCUGAGGAUGGAGAGGCGUUCAUUCAGAAAGUCCUGAAGAACAUCUCUACAAGCACAGACGCUGCGUCUGUAGUUCAGGGCACUGAUCUUGUGGUGGAUGCUAUUGUGGAAAACCUCAAAGUCAAACAAGAUCUGUUUGGAGCUCUGGACAAAGCAGCCCCAGAACACACUAUCUUCGCUAGCAACACGUCCUCUCUGUCAAUCGCAGACAUCGCCAGCUCCACGGCCAGAUUAGAUCGCUUUGGUGGUCUGCAUUUUUUUAACCCCGUCCCAAUGAUGAAGCUGGUGGAGGUGAUUAAAGCUCCAGGAACAAGCCAACAGACUUUUGAUGCUCUCCUUGAGUUCAGCAAAGCUUUAGGGAAGCAUCCAGUCUCAUGCAAAGACACUCCAGGUUUUAUAGUGAAUCGACUGCUGGUUCCUUACAUGCUCGAGGCUGUUCGACUACACGAGAGAGGUCACGGUUCUAAGGAAGACAUAGAUGUGGCCAUGAAGCUUGGGGCCGGUUAUCCUAUGGGUCCGUUUGAGCUCCUGGACUAUGUUGGAUUGGACACUUCCAAGUUUAUUAUUGACGGUUGGCAUGAGAAGGACCCCGAUAACCCCCUGUUUGCCCCCAGUCCCCUGCUCAACAAACUAGUAGCAGAGGGAAAACUGGGCAAGAAAACUGGUGAGGGAUUCUACAAACACAAGUAACACAAGUGAAGAUUAAAUCCGACAACAGAAGUCUUGUCAACCAAAUGCACUGGACUGAGCUACUCGUCCUGAAAAGACUGUUUGAUUGUGAAUUUCAUAAAUGUGUCGAGGUUAAGAAAGUGAUUAGAUGCACUGCUUGUCACAAGGAAGACCUGUAUGAAAUACUGGACCUCAAGCAAUCAGUCAAGACAUAAAAGGUCUAAAAGAUAGGAAUAUUGACCACUACAUCUAGUGCCUUGCUGUAAUUGGUUAAAAACUCACGUUCAUUAAUUCUGAAUGUCUACAUUAAAAGGUUUGAAAAUGUC
Messenger RNA from Sinocyclocheilus grahami, 1312 nucleotides. RefSeq names its product hydroxyacyl-coenzyme A dehydrogenase, mitochondrial-like. Gene Ontology annotation, biological process: fatty acid beta-oxidation. Gene Ontology annotation, cellular component: mitochondrion. The record is from RefSeq and is a predicted model, not a curated record. Bases 90 to 1007 code for a protein of 305 amino acids. The transcript is spliced from 8 exons. Lineage: Eukaryota; Metazoa; Chordata; Actinopteri; Cypriniformes; Cyprinidae. Gene Ontology annotation, molecular function: (3S)-3-hydroxyacyl-CoA dehydrogenase (NAD+) activity; NAD+ binding.